This is a messenger RNA of Eurypyga helias (sunbittern), 4069 nucleotides long. It is a transcript of the gene MUC6, whose product is annotated as mucin 6, oligomeric mucus/gel-forming. Gene Ontology annotation, cellular component: extracellular matrix. NCBI's taxonomy places the organism in Eukaryota, Metazoa, Chordata, Aves, Eurypygiformes, Eurypygidae. Gene Ontology annotation, molecular function: protein binding. The record is from RefSeq and is a predicted model, not a curated record. The annotation marks the transcript as partial. The transcript has 30 exons.
AUGCCAAAUGAAGAUUUUGCUAUGAAAAGACAAAUAUGUAAAAAUAUGUUGCCUCGCUCUGUUUUGAGCAAGGAUUCCUGUUCUACCUGGGGUGGAGGGCAUUUUUCAACAUUUGAUAAAUACCAGUAUGACUUCACUGGGACCUGCAACUAUAUCUUUGCAACUGUAUGUGAUGAAACCAGCCCAGACUUCAACAUUCAGUUCCGCCGCGGGCUUGACAAAAAAAUUGCGAGGAUCAUUAUUGAGCUGGGACCUUCCGUGGUCAUUGUUGAGAAAGGCAGCAUUUCUGUCAGGAGCGUUGGUGUCAUUAAGUUGCCUUACACCAGCAAUGGAAUUCAAAUAGCGCCUUACGGGCGCAACACCCGUCUGGUGGCCAAGCUGAUGGAAAUGGAGCUAGUUGUCAUGUGGAACAAUGAUGACUAUCUCAUGGUUUUGACUGAAAAAAAAUAUAUGGGGAAAACCUGUGGAAUGUGUGGAAAUUAUGAUGGUUAUGAAUUGAAUGAAUUUGUGAAUGAAGGUAAAUUGCUGGAUACAUAUAAAUUUGCUGCAUUACAAAAAAUGGAUGAUCCAUCAGAGAUCUGCCUGUCUGAGGAGAUAUCAAUUUCCACCGUUCCUCACAAAAAAUAUGCCAUGAUCUGCUCUCAGCUACUUAACUUGGUCUCCCCAACCUGCAGUGUGCCUAAGGAUGGAUUUGUCAUUCGUUGCCAGCUUGAUAUGCAGGACUGCAGUGAACCAGGACAAAACAAUUGCACUUGCUCUACACUAUCAGAGUAUUCAAGGCAAUGUGCCAUGUCCCAUCAAAUGGUCUUCAACUGGAGAACUGAAAACUUCUGCUCUGUGGGAAGAUGUUCUGCUAAUCAAAUCUAUGAGGAAUGUGGGUCUCCGUGUAUUAAAACCUGUUCCAACCCAGAGUACAGCUGUUCCAGUCACUGUACCUAUGGUUGCUUUUGUCCAGAAGGAACUGUUCUUGAUGACAUCUCAAAGAAUCGAACGUGUGUCCACAUUCAGCAGUGUCCGUGUACACUGAAUGGGAAGAUAUAUGCUCCUGGUGAGACAAUGAAAGCAGCAUGUAGGACCUGUAAAUGUACGAUGGGUCAAUGGAACUGCAAAGACUUGCCCUGCCCUGGAAGAUGUUCGCUAGAAGGAGGCUCCUUUGUUACUACAUUUGAUUCUAGAUCAUACAGGUUCCAUGGGGUUUGCACUUAUAUUCUUAUGAAGAGUUCCAGCCUGCCACACAAUGGAACCCUAAUGGCUGUAUAUGAAAAGUCUGGUUAUUCUCAUUCUGAGACUUCACUCAGUGGUAUAAUUUACCUGUCUGCAAAGGACAAAAUUGUGAUUUCUCAGAAUGAACUCCUUACUGAUGAUGAUGAACUUAAGCGGCUACCUUACAAAUCAGGAGACAUCACUAUUUUCAGACAAUCCUCAAUAUACAUUCAAAUGUAUACAACCUUUGGGCUGGAAGUUGUAGUUCAAACAUCACCUGUGUUCCAGGCCUAUGUGAAAGUUGGAUCACAAUUCAAAGGCAGAACCCUAGGUUUGUGUGGCAAUUACAAUGGAGACACUACAGAUGACUUCAUGACUAGCAUGGAUAUCACUGAAGGGACAGCCUCCCUGUUCGUAGAUUCCUGGAGGGCAGGAAAUUGCCAUCCUGCUUUAGAGAGAGAUACUGACCCUUGUGCUUUGAGUCAACUGAACAAAAUAUCUGCUGAGACUCAUUGCUCCAUUCUUACGAAGAAGGGUACAGUGUUUGAGAAAUGCCAUGCUGUGGUGAACCCUAUUCCUUUCUACAAGAGAUGUGUCUAUCAAGCCUGUAAUUAUGAAGAGACUUUUCCUUAUAUUUGUUCUGCUUUGGGAUCGUAUGCACGGACAUGCAGUUCAAUGGGUUUAAUCCUUGAGAACUGGAGAAACAUUAUGGACAAUUGUACCAUUACUUGUACUGGCAAUCAAACAUUCAGCUACAACACUCAGGCAUGUGACAGGACGUGCUUGUCACUCUCCAACCGAGCCCUGGAAUGUCAUCCAACUGACAUCCCUAUUGACGGCUGCCAUUGUUCUGAAGGAAUGUACUUGAACCACAAGAAUGAGUGUGUUCGUAAAUCUCAUUGUCCCUGCUAUUUUGAAGAUCGAAAGUACAUCUUGCCUGACCAGUCGAUAAUGGCUGGUGGGAUUACCUGCUACUGCGUUAAUGGGAGGCUAAGUUGCACAGGCAAACCUCAAAAUCCUGCAGAAAGCUGCAAAGCUCCUAAGAAAUAUGUGUCAUGCUCUGACAAUUUAGAAAAUAAGUAUGGAGCUGCAUGUGCCCCCACCUGUCAGAUGCUGGCUACUGGAAUUGAAUGUAUACCCACUAAAUGUGAAUCAGGCUGUGUCUGUGCUGGUGGGCUAUAUGAAAAUCUUGAUGGCGGGUGUGUUCCAGCUGAGGAGUGUCCAUGUGAAUAUGGUGGUCUAGCUUAUGGAAAAGGUGAACAGCUCCAAACUGAAUGCGAAAUCUGCACCUGCACAAAAGGCAAAUGGAAAUGUGUUCAGAAAUCAAAAUGUUCCUCAACGUGUAAUCUGUAUGGAGAAGGCCACAUCACCACUUUUGAUGGACAGCGUUUUGUGUUUGAUGGCAACUGUGAAUAUAUAUUAGCUAUGGAUGGCUGCAGUGUUAACAGACCUGUUUCCUCUUUCAAAAUUGUUACUGAGAAUGUCAUCUGUGGGAAAUCAGGGGUUACAUGCUCCAGAUCCAUCAGCAUUUACCUUGGGAAUUUGACAAUCAUACUGAGAGAUGAAACCUUCACUAUUUCUGGGGAAAAUCCUGAAGUACGAUAUAAUGUGAAAAAUAAUGCCCUUCACCUGAUGUUUGAUAUCAUUAUCCCAGGAAAAUACAACAUGACCCUUAUCUGGAAUAAGCACAUGAACUUCUUCAUCAAGAUCUCCAGAGAAACACAGGAAACUAUAUGUGGUUUGUGUGGGAACUAUAAUGGCAAUAUGAAGGAUGAUUUUGAAACUCGAAGCAAGUAUGUGGCAUCAAAUGAAUUGGAAUUUGUUAAUUCUUGGAAAGAGAAUCCUCUCUGUGGGGAUGUAUACUUUGUAGUAGACCCCUGUAGCAAGAAUCCUUAUCGUAAAGCAUGGGCAGAAAAGACCUGUUCCAUCAUCAACAGCCAAGUCUUUUCUGCCUGUCACAAUAAGGUGAAUCGUAUGCCCUAUUAUGAGGCAUGCGUUCGAGACUCCUGUGGUUGUGACAUUGGAGGGGACUGUGAAUGCAUGUGCGAUGCCAUUGCAGUGUAUGCCAUGGCAUGCUUAGAUAAAGGUAUCUGCAUUGACUGGAGGACCCCUGAGUUCUGUCCCGUCUAUUGUGAGUAUUACAAUUCUCAUAAAAAAACAGGAAGUGGUGAUGCUUAUUCCUAUGGCUACAACAACGACAACUGCACCUGGCAUUACAGGCCUUGUAAUUGUCCAAAUCAAAACUACAAAUAUGUCAACAUUGAAGGCUGUUACAACUGCUCACGUGAUGAAUACUUUGAUUAUGAGAAUGAAAGAUGCAUACCAUGUGCAGAGCAGCCUAAACUAACGAGAACCUCAACCACAAGUACCCUACCAACAGUACCUAGUAUUUCAUCCUCUGCAGCUACUAUAUCAACUGAGACUACAAAUCCAACAAUAACCUCAAAAAUCACAGUUCCAAGAACAUCAUCAGCACCACCUCUUGUCACAGUGAAGUCAAUAACUGAACAUACAACAUCAAUUUUAACCACACCAAAUGUGACUACAAUGAUCAUUACCCCUUCCAUAACUACCCCAACAAAAAGAACCAUGACCAUUAAACCUACACCUGCUGCCUCACCAACUGCUGCUUCAACAGAGACGGAAAAAGUAGAGUUCACCACGCCACCCUUCAAGACCACUAUCAAAAAGGAAACGACAGCUACCUCAAUACCUACUCAAACCACACUUCACAUCACAACUUUCAGCAAGCCUAAACUAACAACAGUAGAGAGUGAGGGAACCCAAGCAACCACUCUGCACCACCAAGCCCCAGAAGCAAGGGAGCCAACCAGAGCUAAGACUCCAACUAGUAAAGUAGUAACAG